UACAAACAUAUCAGAAGAAGACUCUGGCUCAUAACAGCAAAACACAUGUGGAAUAUGUCUUCAACGCGAGGGAUACAAGGCAUAUUUUAAGUAACCUUUAAGUUUCUAAACUUUAAUUACACCGACUAAACCAAAGAGCUUUUAUUACUUGAUACGGAUAGGAGUUAUUUCAGCUAUGUUUCGAAACAAAAACACACCAACUUUGCCUCUUCUGAUGAUGAUGGUGGCUAGCAUUGGCAUGUUAUUUAUUUAACAUGUUUGCAUUUUCUUUUACAUUUUAGUGUAUUUUUUCUAUUAUGAGCAUUCUUGUAGUUUUAUGCGACAGCAAUUUUGUUCUCUCAGGUGGAACUGCUACUCUAAGCAUCUAAGAAGGUGAUAAUAGUUGAUGACAAUGGACGAUCUAGAACACGAACUUUGUCUUCCGACACAGUUAGAACAUGGCAGUGAUUCUCCUGACAAUGGGUCGGCAAAAGAAAGGAAAAAGCCGAGGCUUCCACUGGCCGAUUCAUUUGUUGUGGAGACAAAAAGGGAAACAGGCUUUCACCGAUCCACAAGGAUUUGUCUGGAGAGGAUCAGAGAGGCGAUGCUCCAUCACAGAUGGCGAGAGGCAGCAGAAUAUAUGGCAUGGUAUCCCCAAAUGAUAGAAGACACCACAGCUGGCUCGGGACACCAUUACAAAGAGAUAAUCUGGAGAAUGAGCACAGAAAUCCUUCACCAUCACCCCAACUCAAAGAUGGAUGACUACAACGUCAUCUAUGAGCGAAUGAAACAUUCCGGAGUGAAACAUUACCUGAUGAUCUGUCUGGAACAUUCCUUCCACCUCAUGCUGCACGACCAAAUGGAGAACGCAAAGCGUCACUUGGCCGUUGCUGAAAGUUGGCGGCACGGGAAAGAGUCGGCGUGUCAGAUUCAGAUGACAAAACUCAUCCAGGCUUAUAAGAGUUUGCUUGAUUUUAUCAUCUGGAGCGACAAGAAAAACACACACAGCAGCACCAAUUUAACUGAUCCCCAGUGCAAUCAAGAACUACAGAACUAUUUCAGACAAGCAUCAGUCAAUCUUAAGGAGAUUUUGAAAUAUCCUGGCGUCUGGGAUACCUUCAUACUGAGUUAUGUUGAGAUGCUGGAAUUCAAUGAGGAUCACCAAGAGGCAGAGCAAGUCUUGCAAGACUACGCGUAUGACAACACCUUCCCAAGUAACCCAAACGCGCACGCCUAUCUGUAUCGAUAUUUGCAAAGACACAACGCCUCAAAGAGCAAGUUGAUGAAAGUUUUGAAGAUCCUCCAUAAGUUAGUCCCAAGCCAUGAGCUGAUGUUGGAGUACAGUUCCUUUCUGCUGGGCUCAGAGAAAAAAAGCCACACAAAGAAGGCCUUGGGGGUCUUCCUUGAUAUGCUGGACUACGCCUGUUGGAGGACAAACGUGAACGUAUGGGGUGGAUUAAAAUCUGUUAUCGAUAAAUUGCAAUUACAUGACGACUGGACAGAGGUUGUUGCUGAGAAGAUGGCUGCAAGAAAAGGCUGGUGGCCUGCACUGCACUUCACAAGGUUUCAUGCAACUGAAGAUGCCGAGCAAAGACCUCAGUUGAUGCAAGUGAAAGCAUCAUUAACCAAAAUCCUCUGUCCAGAUAUACAACUCACAUAUUCUGCUCCCCAAAAUAGUCAAAGGUGACGUGACAGAACCUGAAGAACUUUUUGACUUUUUUUUCUUACCCAUUUGGGAACAAUAUCAGGUAGUAUCCUCUCUGUCCACUGCGUGGCGCCCUUGUUCCAUGUUUUACCUCAAUGUGUGGCGGAUAUGACAGCCUUUUCUGGACACAACACAAAUUUAGCUCAGAGCCAGCAUUCAUGUGUAUUUUAUGUUUUUUUGGAGCAUUUAAUUGGAAGUCUUCCUCUGUCCUCGGUUGACUUUUGCCGCACCAUUGGUAUACACACACACACACACACACACAUAGCCUCUCCGUCAGCUCUGUUGUCAUGACAGAUUACUCAACCAACACAGACCUCUCAAGAAUCCAGCGUGCUUUAAUUUGGAUUAGCAUGGCGGAUUGUUGACAGGAGGCUCCUAUUGUGUGGAUACGAAUUAAAAUGAAAGCUUUUUAGGACACGCUGAUGAAAUGGUGGGUCAAGCCGCAUAAUAAAUGUGCUAAUAUUUAGCGCACUGUAAAAUUAUGGUUGACUAUCUUCCAGUGUAACGUCAUCAUGUAGAUGACCGCGUUGGUCUUUUGUAUUAUAAAAAAGUCUGCACGGAGCAGGAUGCCAAUUUAAUAAAUGGAAGUGUUUUGUAA
Molecule: messenger RNA, 2282 nt
Organism: Doryrhamphus excisus (bluestripe pipefish)
Lineage: Eukaryota; Metazoa; Chordata; Actinopteri; Syngnathiformes; Syngnathidae
Gene: taf1a
Product: TATA box binding protein (TBP)-associated factor, RNA polymerase I, A
Biological process (GO): transcription by RNA polymerase I
Cellular component (GO): RNA polymerase I transcription regulator complex
Source: RefSeq, a predicted model, not a curated record